Poecile atricapillus (Black-capped chickadee) is the source of this 2952-nucleotide messenger RNA. Its product is annotated as KIAA0408 ortholog. NCBI's taxonomy places the organism in Eukaryota, Metazoa, Chordata, Aves, Passeriformes, Paridae. The transcript is spliced from 6 exons. The coding region runs from base 297 to 2399 and encodes 700 amino acids. The record is from RefSeq and is a predicted model, not a curated record.
UGCGGGGAUGAUGCUGAACGGAACUCUUUUCCAGUUUGCAAAAGUUGAGGAUUUAUUCAAAGAGAGUUGCAAAUGCUGCCCCAGUUGAAAGGUCGUGUGUUGCUUAGCUUUCUUACUUCUUUUAAAGAUCAGGAUUCACAGAACAGGAUCCCUGCUAGCUGUGCCUUUCAUUGCUUUCUCUGCUGCCUGGAAAUGGACUGAAAAACUCCUAAAGGAUUUCUUAUUCCAUUAAAGGAAACAUUCAGGGAAGAAAGAAGAAAAGCGGAGCUGUCUUUGCUGUUACACGGACUUUAGCCAUGGACCUGCGUGAACAACUGGAGAAUACCGAGAGGAACUGGAAUAAAGAAAAAAUGGAAUUGCUGGAGAAAUUUGACAAUGAAAGGAAAGAAUGGGAAUGUCAAUGGAAGCUCAUGCAAAAGAAAAUAGAAGAGCUUUACCAGGAGGUAAAACUUAGAAGGGAGAGCAAUAUGACCAUCCAUGAUAGCAAGGCCAUUCAGAGCAAGAUGCUGCAGCUGUCCAUGCAUUCCCCUACUUUGCAAGAGAGUGACUCAGUGGAGCUGAACCAUCAACACAGUGUGGCAAACAACAGAAUGGAGAAAGGGAGUCUGCUCAGUAUAACAGGACACAAAUGGAAGGAACCCAGAGACAAGAGCAGAAACAAUACUCUGUUAAUGGACAAUCUGGCCUUUGAGAACCAUGAGGAACCUGAAGACAGCCUCUCCAUUAGAAAUUCUGAGCAGAGUACCAAGAAUUAUAUCGGUGAUCUCAAUGUAGCUCUUAAAGAACUUGCCAGAGUCAGUGAAGAAUUAUGCAGCUAUCAAGAGGAAAUUCGAAAGAAGUCCAAUCACAGAAGAAUGAAGUCACUUCCUUUCCUGGGGGAAUUUGAGGAAACCCAAAACACAGUUAUUCUGCCUGAGAUGAACCACGUGUCCAGCAAUGAAUCACAGACUUCAGUUGCUUUUGAAACAGAGGAACAUAAUAAUAGGAAGAAUCUGAUGAGCUCCACUAAGGCUUUGAAGGACAUUUCUUAUGGUAGUCUUACUGGUGACAUAGGCACAGAUUUCAGACCUUGGCAAAAGAAAGAAGCUCCACCAGUUCCUCCACGGAGCACUUCUCGGCACCUAACAAACUCACUUUCUGCAGUUGUACAGCUUUCAGAGGCACCCAUAAGAGAUUCAGGCAUCAAAAGCAAUUGCAAGGCUCAGGAUUGUUGGAAUGGGGGGAAACUGAGGAAUCCUUCACCUGUAAAUAAAAAGAAAUCUGCAGUAGCCUGUGCAAAUGAAGGGCAGGCUGUGAAAGUCCCUGUGAUGGUAACAGCAGCAAUACCUGUCACCAAAAAUGAGUGCAAUGUUCCAGCAAGCUUCUGCCACAACACAUGGGCACAUGAUAUGGGCAAGCUUGGAAAAGACAAUAAAAAUGAGACUUCCCCACUGUCAGCCCAAAAGAGUUGUUCAGAUGGAAAUAUGGCCCAAAGCAACAAGAUGCAUCAGAAACAAAACACCAAGUCUCACAGCAGCCCUUUUUACAGUAAUGACUUUUAUGCCCCUGCUACCUUGCACAAUGAUCUUUUGGAAGACGCUAGGUAUGCUUUGGGAAAGACCCAAAGAAAUGAAAUGCUAGCAGCAAAGAUUGAUGAGUUCAAUCGGACUGUAUUUCAUACAGAUAAAAGUAACAAUGUUCUGCAGGAAAAUCAGGUGCCUCAGACAGCAUCAGAAGAUCACAAACCCUGUGGUCCACUGUGUGGCCCCGCUUCUAGCAGGGCAGAAAAUGUAAAUAUGUCUUGUGUUUCAAAUCCCAAGCUCUCUGCAGCAAAGGAGCAAGAAACUAACAACCCCAGCAAAGCUGUCAAGAGAGCAGGGCAACAAAAACACAUGAAUGGACUUCCAAAUACUAGUGGUUAUAGGCACAUGCUUCAUGAGCAUGACUGGAGGCCAAGUAAUUUAUCGGGUCGCCCGCGUUCAGCUGACUCAAGGUCGAACUAUGGUGUUGUUGAAAAGCUUUUGAAAACCUAUGAAAAAUCAACAGUGACUUCUCCAUGUAAUGCAAAAUUCUGCAAAGAUAAGUGGACACAGGCAAAUUCUGAAUUCACCAAUGGGGGUUGCGAGACACUGAGUCAGUAUUUAGAAAUGCUCCAGAUUGAGCAAGAAAAGCAAGACUUUCCAAGGAAUUCAGCCAGGCAUAUUGGGCAGCAACUCAAGCAAGGAAAAGAGAGACAGAAGUUACCAGAGAUAUGUGUGCCAGCUAAAUGUUCGAGUGAGAAGGGCUUCUCCCGUCCUGCUCGGCCAGCAAAUCGACGCUUACCUUCCAGAUGGGCAUCCAGAUCCCCAUCAGCACCGCCCGCUGUGAGAAGAACAGUGUACAACUCUGUCUCCUUUCGGUCAGAGACCUCCGUAGUGUGAACCCAGAGCUGGGUUGGAUGGUGUUGUGAAAGCUCUAUGCCUCACUGUAACUGUGUUUGGUAUGUGUCGUAGCAACCAGUUCCGCACUGUUGUGUUUUGUCCAAGAGUGACCCCCACCACAUGCUGGACAAAGCGUUCUGAAUCUUAGGUCGUCAUCACCAUGGUCUUCAGUGUUUUUAUUGAGAUGAAAUAGCGAUAUCCCUGGUUUUCUCUGGGUCUUUUUUUGGUUUUGUUUUUUUCUUUUUUUUUAAUAAGUUCACAAGGAAUUUCUUUUGGACGGCAUCUUUCUUAAUUUGCCAAUCAAUUUUGAGUUGAAACAAUGUAUAGUGCUGUAUAUUCUGACUCUUCUGCAAACAGCAGAACGUAAAGCUGUAUGCAUGAUCAUGUGUUUGUAGGUGCAUGUGUUGGACUAGGAAGUAUCCAGGCCUGUAUUUAGAAGAGACAAACUGUGCUAGUGUUGACAUUGAAAUUACAACCUAUAUGCCUACAUAUAUAUAUAUACACUUUGUGUUUAUUUUAAAAAGUUUGAAAUAUACAGUCCUGAUGACAUUUA